UGGCAACGUAGCUAGCAGCCAUAUUAUAUUAGGAUGGGAUGAGUACAGAGUACUGUGUCGAUCAGCUAGCGAUUUAUGCAAAUAUAGUAAAGAAAUAAAAAGGGGUGGCCGCGCCGGGCGAUCAUUAUUAUUAUUUACUCCCUAAUUAAUUAAGGAUCGAUCGGAAUAUAUAUAUAUAUAUAUAUAUAUAUAUAUAUAUAAUUGAUGGAGGCGGCGGCGGCGGCGUGGAGGGGGAGGAGCAAGGGUCGGCAGAAAAUAGAGAUGAAAGUGAUCGAAUGCGAGAACUCUCGGGCGGUGACAUUUUCCAAGAGAAAACGAACUCUCUUCGACAAGGCCACGCGCUUUUCCUCCUCAACCGGCUCCACCAUAGCCAUCUUUUUCACCUCUUCCAAGGGCUUCAUGCAUGCCUUUGGCUCCACUUGUCUUCACUCUAUCAUCGACCACUUCCGUGCGCGGCGCCGCCAGGAGCAGGAGGACGGGCCUCCCGCCGCCGCCGCUCAGCCGCUGCUGCAGCAGAUUCUGGAGACGGAUGACAUAUCGCCAUUCUUCUGCCCGCCGCCUUUUGACCCCUCUAACUCCGACCACGUCAGGGCUGCUUAUGACUGGAUCGACAAUUGUUGUAGAAAAGUGAAUGCGCGGAUGCAGCAACUUUCAUCAUCCCUAUCGCCCGCCCUUAAAGGCGGCUUCGAUAAUAAUAACAAUACUAAUGAUAAUAACAAUGGCGGCGCUAUUAGACUUAUUGACGAUGAUGAUCGCCGAAAGGCGGCGGCGGCUGCUUCUGUUCCAUCUUCAUCUGCCGCUCCACUUUUUGAUCUCAAUGUGACGCCAAAUUCUGCGCCGGAUGAUGAUGAUGAUGAUGACGCGGGGGCGCCUAAACGCUGCUACUUAUUCAACUUGAAUGUGGAGCCUACCUAAGCUAGCUUAGCAACUCAUCGAUAGAUCGAUCGAAG
Messenger RNA from Cuscuta europaea, 950 nucleotides. The record is from the annotation of a GenBank genome assembly. Lineage: Eukaryota; Viridiplantae; Streptophyta; Magnoliopsida; Solanales; Convolvulaceae.